AUGGCUACUUUCGCGUCCUCUCGCCAUACGCCAGCUUCACUCCAGCAACUCACGCCCCCCAGUAGUUCCCACGGCGCAGGAGGAUCGUGGGACUUUGCUGUGCCUGUCAACGAUUCGAGACAGUCAUACGACCAGGAGCCCUACAUGUCUGAAUACGGUGCUUCCGCCCACGAUUCCCGACAGCCCCUCACUUCGCAAGCCAACGGAUUCGUCAAGCCCGUACGCUCGCCCACGUGGGACUCACAGGACCAGAACCGCUCACAGUUGGUCCCUGACCGCAUGAACGAACUGCAUAAGAAGAAAAGUGGAGACAUGAUUGCCAGCAACAUCGACCAGGACAGUGUGUUGGAGUACUACAAAAGCCACACCAACAACAAAAAGGGCCCCGUUUCCGUCAAGGGAAAGCCCAAGAAGAAGACGACCAAGCCUGGUGCAACAGAGCCCGAGUAUGACGCAAACCACUGGAUACACCGAGACAAGCUUAAGGAGAUUGAGACUCGGGAACUAGAGGAGGCAGGCUUCAGGGUUGGACGGUCGAGCAGGUCGAACAGCCGCUCGCAAAGCGCCACGCGACGUGCGCGAGACCGCACAAACUCUGCAUCUACGGACCACACGCAGAACGGCGAAGAGCGAUCCGAGCCCCGCAAACGCAUAUCCACGAUACCAGCUGAAGAUGAGGAUGCCACAGAGGAAUACCAUGCUUGGAGCCCGACGUUCCCGGCCGACGGCACGACCGAGUUCCAACCAUCUUCUCAGAGAACAAACCACACUGUGAGGCCUAGUACUUCUCGCAUUCCUCUACCCAAGACGAGCGGUAUUCCUGUACCUGCUUCAAUGGCAGAGCGUGACGCGCCGCUGCCAAGGUCUAGAGGGAACAGUGGAAACUGGAACGGGGACGCGAUUGCUACCAUGGGUGCACGCGUACGGAGCGGCAGUGUAGGCAGCCAAGCAUUGCUCGAUGAUGUCGACGAUGGUCGGCAGACGACGCCUCCAUAUGGUAGCCACAGGCGCAAUACCUCUACUGGAAGCUGGAGUCCGCCUAAAUCGCCCCAGAAGUCGCCUAUGAAAGCCAAAACGCCAGGGAAGACCAACGCUACUGGAGCACGCAAAGCCAGUGCCCAGAAGACACAGCCUAGGUCCCGCGUAACAUCCAACAACUCGCCUCCAAAUCGUCCACGGACCAGUGGCGGGUCUACCACGACAAGGCCUACCACCAGCCACCGACCGGAAGGUGAGGCUCCAUGGAUAGCGUCCAUGUACAAGCCCGACCCACGUCUGCCGCCAGACCAGCAGAUUAUCCCAACCCAUGCCAAGCGAAUGCAGCAGGAACAAUGGGAGAACCAAGGGAGGGUCGGUUCCAUGUACGACAAGGAUUUCCGGUUGUUGAAUGAUGAUGAUAUGGCGGACAAGCGACUAUCACAGCUCGCCAACCUUGACCCCAUCGCUAUCGAGAAGGCUCGAGAGGCUGAAACCUGGCCACUUCCCAGUCCGACAAAGCCCGACUCACCUGCGUCGCUUGAGAAGGUUGACACAAACACUGCCAAAUCGCCGGUCAACGAAGGUGGUUACAGCCUGACACCGAAGAUACCUCAAGGUCCCGAGCGUGCUCCUUCACCAAAAAUGGCCCCUCCUAUCGCCCCGGCCGAGCCAAAGCCUGCCGUGACUCGCGUGCCCGAGCCGAAGGAGGAGCUCAAGGAGAAGAAGGGCUGCUGCUGCAUCUCGGACGGAGAAGACGAUACCAAAUCCCAAGUCAGCGCGGCCGCCGAGGUCGAGGUCUCUGCCGAUGCAUCCGGUGGCAAGGGCCAGAUGAGCGUCCUUGAGGCUCUCAAGGGUGUCCUCAAGCUCUCCCUCAUCCACGACGGACUUGCCCGUGGUCUGCGCGAGGCCUCCAAGGCCCUCGACCGUCGCGAGGCGCACAUGUGCGUUCUCAACGAGGCCUGCGAGGAGGAGGCAUACAAGAAGCUCGUCGUUGCCCUGUGCUCCGAGCACAAGAUCCCCCUCAUCAAGGUUCCCGAUGGCAAGCAGCUCGGCGAGUGGGCCGGUCUCUGCCAGAUCGACCGUGAGGGUAACCCCCGCAAGGUCGUCAACUGCUCUUGCGUCGUCGUCAAGGACUGGGGUGAGGAGUCCCAGGAGCGCAGCAUCCUCCUCAACUACUUCCAGACCGAGCAGUAA
Molecule: messenger RNA, 2172 nt
Organism: Alternaria rosae
Lineage: Eukaryota; Fungi; Ascomycota; Dothideomycetes; Pleosporales; Pleosporaceae
Exons: 4
Coding region: 1-2172 (723 amino acids)
Biological process (GO): translation
Cellular component (GO): ribosome; cytosolic small ribosomal subunit
Molecular function (GO): structural constituent of ribosome
Source: RefSeq, a predicted model, not a curated record